CCUGUCUCUUUCUUCAGCCGGAACAAACGCAAACACAGAGGUGAGAGAGGGAGAGAGAUGCACUUUCAUCCUAUGCCACCAAACACGGACCAUUAACGUUUCUGACUGUGCGGUCUGAUCUGCCUCUCGUGGCUGGCUGCAGAAAGGACAACAUACACCCGACACAGCCAGCGUCACUUAUCAAGACCAAGCUGCAGGGGAGCAUCAAGCAUCAAGCACGAAGAUGACCAAGAUCAGCCUUGCUGCCCUAGUGGUGAUGGUCGCCUUGAUUGGCGUGGCGGCCGCCGUGCCCGAGUCGGGCGAUGGUGGCCGCGUCUGUCCCUCUGGGUGCGUCUCAUGGUUCGACGGUAUGGGAUGACGAACAGCGGUUCCAUGGUGUGUGGGUGGGUGCCUUAUUGGCUGGUAUGUGUGUGUUGGUUGCCUGCGUCUGUCAGGGUGCAAUAAUUGCUUCUGCAACGAGGACGGCAGCCUCGGCGGCUGCACACGGAAAUUCUGCCCACCUGGCACCGAGGAGCCCCCCAGAUGCCGCAAAUGGGGUCAGUCAACGAGGGAAAUUGUCCGAUCCACUCACUCUGUGUGCUCAUGUGGCUGUGUCUGGCUGUGUGUGUGCGUGUAGCCGAGCCCGAGCGCCUCUGCCCCGUUGGCUGCCUGCAGUGGUUCGAUGGCUGCAACUGGUGCCAGUGCAGUGAGGACGGGACGCUGGGAGCCUGCACACUCAGACUCUGCCCGCCGGGGACAGAAGAGCCUCCGAAGUGCCUCAGAUGGGGUAAGCGUGGGCACACGAGCAUGUGUGAGUGUCAUGUGAGCGUCAUGUGUGCCGCCUCGUUGUGUGUGUGUGUGUGGUGGAUGCAGCCACGACGACUACGCCGGGCCCGGGCCCGGGCCCCCCUCCUGAAGAGGACCUCGAGUGAAAGACAGAGCCUGCAAGACACACACGGGCCAGCCAGCCCGCCUGUAGAUACAGACAGCUGAUGGGUUACACAUGUGUUUGUGCGUGCCAGUAGUGAGUGUUAGAGAGAGAGCUGGGGGGUGGGUGUCUGAACCAUGGGUAUUUGUCAGUUUCUCGGGCUAGGUGGCCGGCUCCCCGUGUCGCGGGUUGUCUGUCUGUCUGUCUGCCUGCCUGCCUGUCGAUAGUCAAUUGGUGCGUGGGCUUUCCCGUUUGUGUGGCUGUGUCUGCUGCUCGGUCUUUUUUUCAAUGUGAGACAGACGGGACGCAUGCACCGUGAAUGAAGGCGUGGGUGGCUGA
Messenger RNA from Vitrella brassicaformis, 1246 nucleotides. The record is from the annotation of a GenBank genome assembly. NCBI's taxonomy places the organism in Eukaryota, Vitrellaceae.